This is a messenger RNA of Angiostrongylus costaricensis, 609 nucleotides long. NCBI's taxonomy places the organism in Eukaryota, Metazoa, Nematoda, Chromadorea, Rhabditida, Metastrongylidae. The record is from the annotation of a GenBank genome assembly.
CCAAGUAAUCUCAUGGAGUUCGCAAAGUUGGACAGGAACGAUGCCGACGUUUAUGGGUUAAAGUACGAUUAUGGAAGUAUAAUGCACUAUGGAGAGCUAAGUUGUUCUACUAACCGAAGGCCUACUAUGAUUGCAAUAGAUCGUCGUUACCAAAAGACAAUGGGAUCUGAAAUGAUUUCUUUCACUGAUAUCUUCAUGAUCAACGAACACUACGGAUGCAAUGGUGAGACUUGUAAACAUUUUGCACCACCAGGAUGUGGACAGUAUGUAAUUGCGAUGGAGAAAAGACAAACACUUGAGUGUAGACUAGGUUUUGGAGCCGGUGUCAGAGAUCAGUUUGGCGUUUGCAAUUACAUGAUCAGAGCCCCUGAAGGAAGGAAAAUAGAAGUGGAAGUUCAGUCGGUCUCCCAUGGAUAUGACUACGGUGGAUGUCCAAGAGGUGGUGUCGAAGUCAAAGCUCAAAAAAACCAGAAGUUGACGGGUUACCGUUUUUGCUCCACAAAGGGCAGUGAAGGUCCCAUUGUCUCCAAGUCCAAUCCCUUGCCUGUGAUCAUUUUCAGCAAGGUCGGAACCAUAGCGACUACCGUCGUGUACCGUUAUAUUGAUUAA